AUGCGGAAUCUGCGCAACAUCGGGCACGGCGCAUACAGGCCGGGUCAAGAACAGCCCCUGCCCUCCAACUCCAUCUCGGCUUCCUGCUGGGACGUAUCCCGCGAUGAGAUCAUCCUUGCUCAUGGCCCUACCCAAGACUUUUCCCGAGUCGAGCUGGUGAGGCUCGUAAAGGACUCUUCUGAACCUUCGAACCUUGAUACCAAACUUGUAGCAUCAUGGGAUGCCGCGCCUGUCCUCAGACAGAAUGGCUCGGAACCAGAGCCAGACACCAUCAAGAGCCUGCACUACUUCCCCGACACCCUCACAACAUGCGUCAUCAUGGCCGGCGGUGACAUUAUCACCGUUGUCGAGGACGACUACGGCGUCCCUGGCGAGGCUCACGUUGAGAUAGUCGGCACCCUAGAGCCCUCCGUCGCCGGUGCUCGCUGGUCCCCCGACGAAGAACUCCUCAUCGUAGCCACCGGCGACGCCAAAGUCCUCUUCAUGAGCCGCACCUUCGACGUCAUCACCUCCGCCACCAUGACCGAAGACGACCUCAAGCUCUCCAAGCACGUCUCCGUCGGAUGGGGUAAGAAGGAGACGCAGUUCCAGGGCAGGGGCGCCAAGGCCAAGGCUCUUAGGGAUCCUACCAUCCCGGAGAAGGUGGACGAGGGCAGACUUAGCGCCAACGACAAUCUCCAAAAAUGCAGUAUCAGCUGGCGGGGUGACGGCGCCUAUGUGGCUGUCAACUUCUUCUCUCAAGAGACCGGCGGCCGCAGAGUAAUCCGCGUGUACAACCGUGACGGCGAGCUGGACAGCGUCAGCGAGCCGGUCGAUGGUCUGGAGGGCAGUCUCAGCUGGCGGCCCGAGGGUAACCUCAUGGCUGGCAUCCAACGGUUCUCCGAUCAUGUCGAUGUCGUCUUCUUUGAGAGAAACGGUCUCAGACAUGGGCAGUUUACCCUCCAGAUUCCUCAGGACCGGCCCGAGGUUGCUGAGGACUUGGCGCUCGAGUGGAAUUCGGACUCGACUGUUCUCGCUGUCAUCAUGAGAGAUAGGGUUCAGCUGUAUACCAUGGGCAACUAUCACUGGUAUUUGAAGCAGGAGCUUCCUUGUGCGGAGUACGCCCAGCUCGCGUCGCAAUUCCAGGGUGAAAGCCGCUGGACACUCCCUUGGUUCUCGUGGCACGCGGAGAAGCCGCUUCUUUUUGCUGUAGGCGCUGCGGAAAGAGCGGUAUGGUUCGAAUUUGUCUUGGCCAUUGCCCGUGGCCCCAUGUACGGCGGUAUGGGAGAUGUUGCAGUCAUUGACGGACGCACCAUCAAGUUCACUCCUUUCCAAACGGCCAAUGUUCCUCCCCCCAUGGCUCUUUACGACAUUGAGGUGGACUACCCUGUAACGGACAUUGCCUUCUCCAAAGAUGCUUCUCAGAUGGCUGUCUUGCACCAAAAGGGCAUGCACCUCUUUGCCCUUGAGAAGCAGGGCCCUACUGGUCGCCGUGCCGCUCCGAAGCUGAUCAAGACUAUCUCGCUUGACAACUUCGAGAACAAGUGUCAGCUACAGAUCGCCUUCGCGGCUCCUUCCCAGGUUCAAGUACUCUCGUUGGAUGAUUUCCAGCUACAGAUCACCGCCUGGGACUUUAACGAAGAGCUGAUGCUUGGUGAAGUUGGCACUGGUUUGCAGGCUGUCACUCUUACUUCUGCUGAUGAAACAUCGGUCGAGGAUGGCACAGUCGUUCAGGAUCGCCAGGGCAACAUCACCCGCGUUUCUGUGGAAAAGGGCGAGACUGUGCUGGGCAAGUUUCCUACUCUCCUCCCAUGGGCCACCUACACAACCUACGAAGACCAGUUCAUCGCUUUUGGUCUGUCUAGGAAUGGUCAUCUUUACGCCAACUCUCGUCAGCUGGUCAAGAAUUGCACAUCCUUUGUCGUCACGGACAAGCAUCUUAUCUACACUACCAGCAAUCACUUUGUCAAGUUUAUCCACCUGACGGCCAAUGUUGAAGAACUCGACGUGCCGCUGGAUGACCCCGAGACCGAUGAGCGUUGCAGAAGCAUUGAGCGCGGAGGUCGCCUCGUCACGGCUAUGCCUUCCGGGAUGAGCAUCGUACUUCAGAUGCCUCGCGGUAAUCUCGAGACCAUCUAUCCACGUGCCAUGGUCCUGGCUGGUAUCAGACAACUAGUCGAGCAGAAGGAGUACGGUGCUGCCUUUACCACAUGCCGCACCCAGCGUGUGGACAUGAACCUGCUUUACGAUCAUCGCCCUGAGCAGUUCCUCGAGAACGUUGGUCUCUUCCUCGACCAAGUCAAGAACGCAGCCGACAUUGACCUCUUCCUGUCCACCCUCAAGGAGGAAGAUGUCACGCAAACCAUGUACCGCAACACCAAGGCUGGCGUCGCCACAGCCUCUACUCAGCCAGCCCUGACCACUGCUCCCAAGACCAGCAAGAUCAACACCAUCUGUGACGCCGUCUUGCACAACUUGAAGGCUAAGAAGAACGCCAAUCUGCAAAAUAUCAUCACCGCUCACGUCUGCAAGAACCCUCCCGCCCUUUCGGACGGUCUGCAGGUGGUCGCCUCCCUCAUGGAAGAAGACGAAACCCUAGCCGAGCGCGCAGUCGAGCAUAACUGCUUCCUGGUCGACGUCAACAAGCUCUACGACCACGCCCUCUCGCUCUACAACCUCGAGUUGACUCUCCUUGUCGCCCAACAAUCCCAGCGUGACCCGCGUGAAUACCUCCCCUUCAUCCAGUCGCUGCACAAGAUGGACCCUCUCCGCCGGCAAUUCACCAUCGACGACCACCUCUCUUUCCACGAGAAGGCGCUCGUCCACCUCCGGGCCAUCGCCAACACUUACUCCGACGAAGUCGAGUCCUACAUUGUCAAACACCAACUCUACCCCUCCGCCCUCGCCCUCUACCGCAACGAACCCACCCCUCUCCGCACCAUCACCGCCCUCUACGCCGCCCACCUCCGUUCCCUCUCCAAGUUCCGCGACGCCGGCUUGGCCUACGAGUCUCUAAGCGACUACCCAGCCGCGACCGAAUGCUACCUCAAAGCCGGCACCUCCUCCUGGCGCGAAUGUCUCUUCACCUCCUCCCUUGACCCUUCUCUGACCCCCGACCAACGUCACGAAAUCGCCUCCACCCUCGCCGACGCCCUCCGCGAAGCCAAGGACUGGGCCGCCGUCGCCACCAUCCAAGCUGAGCACCUGGCCUCUCUGCCCUCCGCCAUUUCUGCCCUCUGCAAGGGCUACCUCUUCGCCGACGCCUUCCGGCUCAUCUCCCUGCACGCCCGCCCCGAACUCCUCGAAUCCCACCUCGACCCGGGCCUCCUCGACGCCUUUUCUUCCUCUACCGAGUUCCUCGCCGAUUGCAAAUCGCAACUGAAAGCCCAAGUCCCCCGCAUCGCCGAACUCCGCCUCAAAGCCGCCGAGGACCCGCUAGCUUUCUACGAAGGCGAAAACCCCUUUGGCGCGCGCACUGGUACCGGUGGAGACAUCCCCGACGACAUCUCGGUAGCUGCUUCGUCAAGGGUGUCCACGUCCGCUUCGCUGUUUACGCGCUACACCGGUAAAGGGUCGCAAGUCACGGGCACGGUGGCGAGUAAUGUGUCGCGGGCGACGAGCAAGAACCGCAAGAGGGAGGAGAAGAAGCGGGCGAGAGGACGCAAGGGAACGGUGUACGAGGAGGAGUAUCUGGUGAAUAGUGUGCGGAGGUUGGUGGAGAGAGUGGAGGGGAGUGCGAGACAAGAGGUGGAGAGGUUGGUGUGUGCUCUGGUGAGGAGGGGCAUGAGUGAGCGGGCGAGAGCGGUGGAGGGGUUAAUGGCGGAGGUUGUGGAGGGGUGUCUAAGGGCUGUGGAUGAGGUUUGGCCUCAGCAGCAGCAGCAACAGCAGCAGGAUGGACAGCAGCAGCAGGAAGGAGGACAGCAGGAUGCUGGAUGGGAGGGUGCUGAUUGGAGACCGACGGGUGGUGAUGCGGUGUUGGCGGAUAGUAUUGAGGCUAUGAGACGCGGGGUGGGCAAGCCGGUGGUGAAGAAGUUUGAGCGGUUGAGUCUGUUGGGUGGUCGUUAG
This is a messenger RNA of Neurospora hispaniola, 4044 nucleotides long. RefSeq names its product IKI3 family-domain-containing protein. Bases 1 to 4044 code for a protein of 1347 amino acids. Gene Ontology annotation, cellular component: cytosol; elongator holoenzyme complex. Gene Ontology annotation, molecular function: tRNA binding. The record is from RefSeq and is a predicted model, not a curated record. The transcript is spliced from 3 exons. Lineage: Eukaryota; Fungi; Ascomycota; Sordariomycetes; Sordariales; Sordariaceae. Gene Ontology annotation, biological process: tRNA wobble base 5-methoxycarbonylmethyl-2-thiouridinylation.